AUGGCUUUCAACCAUUUGUCCAGCGGUCCGCGCAGAAGGCACCCGCUCAUCAUUUGGGCGCCAGCAGAGCGCGAACCGGAGCCCGCGCUGUCCCUAGUUAACUGGUUUGGCGAUCAAAUGACUCGGAUGGAAGACGAAUUGAUGCAACACGGAAUGUCUGAUAUACCCGAGGUGGGCCGUAUUGACUUCGAUCCCUGGAGGAGGUCACGGCUAUUCGACGCACUCUUCUCUGACGACGCGUUGCAGACCGAGAUGAAGUUCCACGAAAACCCCAACAAGAAUCAGAUCGAGUGUCAACUUAGCACCGGCUGCGGAGACUUCUUCAGGCCCGAGGACAUCGAGCUAAAUGUCAAAGACCGUAACAUCGAGUUCAAAGCCCGCCGCGAACAAAAAUCCGAGGAUGGGAACAACUACACCGUUAGAGAAGUUCGUCGCAUCAUGACUCUCCCCGAGAACGCUGAAAUCGACAAACUUCAUGCGGAAAUGGGUCCGAAUGGUAAGGUGAUGCUCUCUGCUCCGCUAUUGAAGCCUAAACCAAUCGAGCCCAAAGUGAAAGGAUCUGUGCCGAUCAAGAUCAAUAGGACGUAGCUUGUAUGAAUGAACGAAUGUGAUUCGUGAUCCUGAAUGUUCCUCGAGAAUCCCUUCCUCUUGGAUGAGUCCCAAGUGCGACUCGAUGAUC
Galendromus occidentalis (western predatory mite) is the source of this 679-nucleotide messenger RNA. RefSeq lists its product as uncharacterized. The record is from RefSeq and is a predicted model, not a curated record. The coding region runs from base 1 to 588 and encodes 195 amino acids. The transcript has a single exon. Lineage: Eukaryota; Metazoa; Arthropoda; Arachnida; Mesostigmata; Phytoseiidae.